Molecule: messenger RNA, 1536 nt
Organism: Apis florea (little honeybee)
Lineage: Eukaryota; Metazoa; Arthropoda; Insecta; Hymenoptera; Apidae
Product: dicarboxylate carrier SLC25A8
Biological process (GO): transmembrane transport
Source: RefSeq, a predicted model, not a curated record
CGCAUUGUUUGCAAGCGCCUUUCAUAGUCUUCCUACACAACGGAGUGAGUACGUAUUACGCAUUCGAUGGAGAAAUCGGGCUGCAACGUGUGGAAUAAAUCAAAGUUCGUAAUAGAAAUCAGUGAUCGAAGAAGAAUAGUAUGUAUAAAGUACUUCACAAUCAAGACAUAAAACACGAGUGCUCGCGGUCAGGGGGACUGCACGCUUAUCCUGAUCAUUUCAGGGAACCUAAAAAGCUUUACCUCUAAACCAGCCGUUUGCUAAAUGAUCAUUUAAAGGUUCCUGUCCUCUGGUAGGACUUUGUAUAUAGUGUAAAUAUCGCUUUUCUAACAAAGGAUCUCGCUCAAAAUAAAAAAAAAAAAGAAAAAGAAAAAAACGAGCAAGCUCGAAGAAUCGAAACAAGUCACGCGGGGAUUUCAAGGAGUCGAGAGAAUUCGAAAGAUUGCACUAUUCCAACCCCCCCUCCAUACAUCCGACGCAUGCAUCAACCUAGAACGCACUAAUCAGUCAACUAGUUAAAACAAAAAAAGAAGAAGGAGAAGAAGAAGAUUGUUGGAGAGAAAGAGAGUGAAAAGAACGAGCACGAUGAAGCAACAGGCGUCGGAAGAAUUCCCUUUAUGGAUAAAGUUACUUUCCGCAGGCACAGCAGCCUGUAUCGCUGAUUUAGCGACGUUUCCUUUGGACACCGCCAAAGUCAGAAUGCAGAUUGCCGGGGAAAGUCGUCCUCUUCUGUUGGCGACUGCGGAUGGCUCUAUGCUCGCGAUGCGAAAUACGCAACCAGGAUUAUGGAGGACAGUAAAGAACAUCGUCAGACUCGAAGGAGCAAGGAGCCUGUACGGAGGUCUGUCCGCGGGACUCCAGAGACAGAUGUGUUUCGCCAGCAUACGGUUGGGCCUCUACGACGGGGUGAAGUCACGCUACGCUGGAAUCAUCGACGGUAAUAACAGGAGCGCGAGCGGAUCGAAGAGUAUCUCCGUACGAAUCGCCGCUGGAAUCACGACAGGCGCCCUGGCGGUGCUCUUUGCUCAACCGACCGACGUCGUCAAGGUACGCCUACAGGCUGGAAGUAAUGGACGAUCGGUGAGAUAUAGCUCCACCCUGCAAGCGUACAAGAAUAUCGCUGCCGAAGAAGGAACGCGGGGCCUUUGGAAAGGAACUAUGCCCAACAUCUCGAGAAACGCGAUCGUGAACGUGGCGGAGAUCGUUUGCUACGACAUCAUCAAGGAUUUCAUCUUGGAAUACGGAUACCUGCGCGAUGGGAUUCCCUGCCACAUCACGGCCGCCGUGGCGGCAGGGCUGUGCACCACGUUGGCCGCCAGCCCUGUCGACGUGGUGAAGACUCGUUACAUGAACAGCGCCCCCGGCGAGUACAAAGGCGUCAAGGAUUGCGCUGUUCGUAUGAUGAUGAAGGAAGGGCCAUCCGCGUUUUACAAAGGCUUCGUGCCCAGCUUCACGCGCCUGGUUUCCUGGAACAUCGUUCUCUGGAUCACCUACGAGCAGUUCAAGGUCUACGCGAAGAAGCUGAACCAGUAAACA